GAAGAAGAAUUUGAAAGAAGUUGUUCUUCUGCACACAGCCACACAACAGCUGUUAGCCUUUGUCUCUGCUUUGUUCUUGCUGUUGCUGUGGUUUGUCCUCACUUGUCCAGGUGCUUGUCUUGAUCAGAACAGCGUGCUCCUCUGCCCAGCUGCUCGGCCACCUGUGGAG
This is a messenger RNA of Xyrichtys novacula (pearly razorfish), 169 nucleotides long. The record is from the annotation of a GenBank genome assembly. Lineage: Eukaryota; Metazoa; Chordata; Actinopteri; Labriformes; Labridae.